Apodemus sylvaticus (European woodmouse) is the source of this 5057-nucleotide messenger RNA. It is a transcript of the gene Slc35f6, whose product is annotated as solute carrier family 35 member F6. Gene Ontology annotation, biological process: transmembrane transport. Gene Ontology annotation, cellular component: intracellular membrane-bounded organelle; membrane. Bases 3264 to 4307 code for a protein of 347 amino acids. Lineage: Eukaryota; Metazoa; Chordata; Mammalia; Rodentia; Muridae. The transcript is spliced from 6 exons. The record is from RefSeq and is a predicted model, not a curated record. Gene Ontology annotation, molecular function: transmembrane transporter activity.
CUCUGUGGCUCUGCUUACGGUGAGAACACCUAGCAGGUGCCAUCAAGAGAGGUGGGUGGUGCAAACCAGUCCCACAAUGAAGCCACAAGGCUGACUGACCCAGAGGAUCAAAACAACGUGUCUAUCUGGAGAGAAGGGUCCUUAACCGAAAUGGUAGCUGGGUACUUCACUCUGGUGUGUGGGAGUAACAGUCUCCAGCUGGUUGGGAGCUAAGGCCCAUGCAUCACAGAGCUGAGAAGCCCCACAUGAUCUCCGCCAUGAUUGGCAGAAAAAAACUUGACAGUUCUUUGUCAGUUUAUCUACCUCUGCCUCAGGGCAAGGCCUUUCUUCAUCUAUUCGCCACGUGCCGGCUGUCAUCUGUCCUUUGUCCAGUGUGCAUUUGGAGCAAUGCGCCUCUCCCAGUCCGGCCUCAGUUUCUUACAGGGCCCGGCUAGGAGAGAGAGUCGGUGUGGCGGCUCCAGGUAAAAGGCCUCCAGGGCUGUGCUCUGGCCUUCCUGGACUUCUGUGCUGUGAGCCUUGUGUAGCCAUUUCUCAUUUACGUCUCAGGGUUCUUGUACCUAACAGAGUCUGUCAGAGCUGUGACGCGCCCAGGACAGAAGUGGGCACUCAUCAGGUGACUGUAAGCUACCUUCAGUGUGAGAGAGAAGAGGCCGGGAGAACGUCCCUGCCUCUUGAGAUGUUUGAUAUAGGAGGUGAAAGAGACAGAUGUGUGCACAUGUGCCAGUCACAAUGGGUCCCCUCUCUUCCCCAAAAGGAGGAGGGCACAAUCUAUGGAACCCAGAAUAAGACCUAUGCAGUUCUUGGGCCUAUCUCUGGGUGUCUUGUGAUGAGAGUCUCACACCAGCCAAGGACUGCUGCUAAUGUUCAGAGCGGCUAUUAGCCUGUCCAGGCUGCUGCCCCUAGGAAGAAUCCAAAUAGUCGUUUACUGCUUAGAUAAACCAAGUUGACUCAGUCCUUCCUUUGAAAACCUCCAAACCGGUCAGGUAGGAAGCCCCACCCUUUGAGGCUGCUAGAGAGUCAGGAGGACUCCCAGUGAGAGUCUUAACCUUUGAUCCCUCCUUAGCCCAUUACCUUUUGUGUGGCCUCUCAGGAGCCCUGUCCCCAACCCCAUCCUGAGAUGGGGCCCAGAACUGAACUGUAAACAUUGUUCUGAAGUAAACAGUGAGAAAGAUCCUCUGGGAGAAAGAAGGCUGGAGGGAACAGAAAGCUUUCCAGGAAGGAAGGUACGGUUGAAAGUGGCGUUGCUGGCCAGUGGUUUCCAGUCAGUGCACAGGACCCAGGCCUACCACGUUACAGGCCAUCUACCUUGGCAUCCUUCCACGUGAUCUCAGGGAGGGAAGUAGAUGGAUUCAUCUUCCCUAGAUGGGAAACUGAGGCACAGAAAGGUUUAGUUACAUGCAACUCCAACUUGGUUCCCAAGUGAUGGCUUCAGUCUGAGUCCAAGUGUUCCAACUCUAGAAUCCGUGCCAUAACGUCCUAUUAGGUGAUGACACCCCGCCAUUCAUUUUUAGAAGACAAAAUCGGUUAUCUAUCUUUUGAAAGACGAUUUCACUGUAUAGUCCCUAGCUGGCCUUGAACACAGAACCUUCCUGCCUUCACCUCCCAAGUAAUGGGUUUACAGUUAUACACCACCAAGUCCAUGGACAUUUCCUUAUUGUUGUGAACAGAAAUCAUCCAGUCUGAUCCUGCAACUCCCAAAAGAAGUUGUUUUUUGUGACUUGGCUUACUGAUGCCAGGAUUGGUACCCAGGCCUCGAUGCCAGUCCCAUCCUAGUCAUUAGGACAGCCCCGAAGUCCUGGCUCUAUGGGCUUCCUAUCCCCCCACUGUGUCUAGAAUGGGCAGUCCUAUCAGUGGCACCUUCUACUUCCGCCCCCACCUCCAGGGUGCCCCCCUUAUGGGACUGGACAGCAAACCUCACCCAGGUCAGGGAAGCCUAUCCGUCUUCCCACCUGCUUAUCUUAAGAGCCUCUGGCAGACCUGGGCAGUGUCUGCUGUGUAAGGAGGCCACUGCUGCCUUUCUCGGUCCCCAGGAAGAUUGGCAGCCUCAGAUGAGGAAGCUGCCUGCUCUGCGGGGACCACAGGUCAGCUCUCUUCUACCCACUCAGCAUGCUUUAGAAGACCAUAGAGCUAUCACACGCCCAUAGGGAGAAAAGCCCAUGCUACAGCCAUGAAUGAUCCCACAGCCCUCUCUGAGCAUCGGCUAAGGUCCCCUCCCUAGGAAGUUUUGCUUCUCCUUUCAGUGGCUGUUUCCUUGUCCCCUCCCCAGCCACUUCUGCUGACCAUAUUCUUGAGCCAGCAUGUCUGCCCGGCUCAUUGCCAAUGGCCACUCCCAUUUCAGAGCCUCCUUAUCCAGAUACAGCUAAGGUUCUCCACAAGAAGAACCAAAGUCAGACAGACCCUCAAAGCUCCCUCCUAAGUCCCCGAGGCCCCCACCCCCAGCUUCCUGGGGUUGAAGAGCCUACCCAGCCAGGGAGGGCUCAUGAGCCUGACUUGCCUCCACCUGUGGGUAGGAGACCCUGUGUGGCAUCACCAGGCCUCUGUUGGAGAAGAAGCUCCCACUGUCCCUUCAGCUUUCUUGGCAUUGUUGCUUCAGUGUGGCUACAUGACCAACUUGAGAGCCUGUCAGGAGGCCGUGCAGAGGAGAGGAGAGGGUCAGAUUUGGAAGCUGUGUGAUGAGAAUCUCUGCCCUGUUCCCCCACAGAACUGCAGGAAGGUCUUCUCACCCACAGCAAUGGGAGGGCUCACCAAUCAAGUGUCUACCCUCUCACUGGGGAGUCACGGCCCUUCUGAGGACCCCUGGAUGAGACGAAGAAGCUGUCUCACUGUUGGACAACCUGUGCAUUCAGGAGGAAGUGGCACCACUUUUGCAGGAAUCAGCAGUGACUGAACAUUUCAGCAUUGCUUCAGUCUCUGUCACUCCUGGGUGCACAACUUCUACAAUGCUGAGCUUUGAGUGUGGGCAAGGAAAACCUCCUCCUGCAUGUGACUCACCGCCCAGCAGAGUUAGUCACCCCAUGGCCCGCCUGCUGACACUUGGAAGCCCUGAGGAAGCUGGCCUCUGCCAGCUCAGGGUAUACCCUCCUAAGGCUUCACACUAAGGUGUCUAGAGAAAAUAGAGGCCCAUCUGCAAGACUGGCUCUCUCCUCGCCUCAGGAGGAACAGUCUAGAGUAAGAAGGUUGGGAAAAGUUAAAGACUCAAGGUGCAGAAACUGGAUGUUACCAUUCCCUUCCAAUCCCAGCCCUGGCUGCUAGCCCUGUUGCAUAUGUGGGCCGACAACUUUGUGGCUGAGGGCUGUGGAGGAAGCCAGGAACACAGCUUCACGCAUCCCUUCGUCCAGGCAGUGGGCAUGUUCCUGGGAGAGUUUUCCUGCCUCGCUGCCUUCUAUCUGCUCAAAUGCCAAGCCAGAAGACAAUCAGACUCCAGUGUUGAGCCCCAGCAGCCCUUCAACGCCCUGCUUUUCCUGCCCCCAGCCCUGUGUGACAUGACUGGGACCAGCAUCAUGUAUGUGGCCCUGAACAUGACCAGUGCCUCAAGCUUCCAGAUGCUGCGGGGUGCAGUGAUCAUCUUCACAGGCCUGUUCUCAGUGGCCUUCCUGGACCGGAGGCUGGCACCUAGCCAGUGGCUGGGCAUCCUGAUCACUAUUGCAGGACUGGUGGUAGUUGGCCUGGCUGACCUCCUAAGCAAGCAUGACAAUCAACACAAGCUCAGUGAAGUAAUCACAGGUGACUUGUUGAUCAUCAUGGCCCAGAUCAUCAUUGCUAUCCAGAUGGUGCUGGAGGAGAAGUUUGUCUACAAACACAAUAUCCACCCACUCCAGGCAGUGGGCAUCGAGGGCUUCUUUGGCUUUGUGAUCCUCUCCCUGCUGCUGGUGCCCAUGUACUACAUCCCUGCUGCCUCCUUCGGUGGGAACCCUCGUGGGGUGCUGGAGGACGCUCUGGAUGCCUUCUGCCAGGUGGGCCGGCAGCCCCUGAUUGCCCUGGCUCUGCUGGGCAACAUCAGCAGCAUUGCCUUCUUCAACUUUUCGGGGAUCAGUGUCACCAAGGAACUGAGCGCCACCACCCGCAUGGUGCUGGACACCCUGCGCACCGUGGUCAUCUGGGUCUUUACCCUCGCACUGGGCUGGGAGAUCUUCCAUCCACUGCAGAUCCUCGGUUUCCUCAUCCUCCUUAUGGGCACCGCCCUCUACAAUGGACUGCACCGACCACUGCUAGCCUGCUUGUCCAGACGCUGGCGACCCCAUACUCAGGAGGGAGAGCAAGAGAGACUGCUGGGUGACAGCCGGACUCCCAUCAAUGAAGCCAGCUGAGCCCGCAGUGGGAUCUCUGCUGCCACCAGAUGGCUGAGGCCAUGCAGACUUGUGGACUGUGAGUGCCCUGUCCCCAAGGCCUCGCCCCACCCAUCCCUGCUGACCUCUGUGUACAGCCGCUACCAGAGAGGAUAGGAAGAUACCAGGUCCUGCUCUGAUCCUGAGGCCUGUAAUGUUGGGACCCAGCCCCCACAGGCCCAGAGAUGGCAACCACUCUCAGCCUACAGUUCUGCUGCACUAGAACAAAAUUGUGAGCUUGAAUAGCAAGAAUUUACAGCCCUGGUAUUUCUGUGUUAUACACUAAGUUGUCAUGGUAGAUUAUCUAGCUUAGGAAUCAUAAACUACAAAGAAGUCGGUGAACAGGUUCAAAUCAGAACUAAGAGACUAUUCUGCAAAGUUGGAAGAUAUUCCUGAAGCCUGUCUAGUUUCUGGUCCGCCGCGGCUGUGGAUCUGUCUGCUUUGCAGCACAGGUGUACAGAAUGUGUCCUUGGUGCCUUGCAGCCCCAGCGUCCUGUGGGCCUCUCUAAUUGUCACUAGCCUGAGAAAAGAGCAGCACACCUGUACCCCUCCUCCCCAUGGUGGGCUCUUUGGUGUUUUGGUUUUGGUUUUGGUUUAGCUUGGGGGUUUUGCCAUUACAUGUCCCUGGCAGUCCUGAAACCCGUGAUGUAGUCCAGGCUGACCUCAAACUCACAGAGAUUCACCUUCUACUUCCUCAAUGCUGGAAUUAAAGGUGUAUAUUGCCUAGCCCAA